Messenger RNA from Penicillium lagena, 858 nucleotides. Its product is annotated as HIG1 domain-containing protein. Gene Ontology annotation, biological process: mitochondrial respiratory chain complex IV assembly. NCBI's taxonomy places the organism in Eukaryota, Fungi, Ascomycota, Eurotiomycetes, Eurotiales, Aspergillaceae. The record is from RefSeq and is a predicted model, not a curated record. Gene Ontology annotation, cellular component: mitochondrial inner membrane. The transcript is spliced from 2 exons. Bases 1 to 858 code for a protein of 285 amino acids.
AUGAAGCUCCUGACCAAGGAAGAAGAGAGCGCUCACUACCGCUCCGUCGUCAAAGGCGGCAUUAUCGGCAGUGUUCUCGGUCUCGCCGGCGGUACAGCAGGCGUACUCCUCGCUGCACGUCGCUACCACACAAUUCGCAAUCUGACGCUGCCAAUGAAGGCGUUUUUGACUACAUCGUCGGCCACUUUCGUCGGCAUCGUGGCAGCCGACCACGCCUCGCGCGACUUCGAAAUGCAGCACAACCAAGAGCGCCAAUGGUACGAGAACCGCGAGGAGCGGCUCCGUGAAGAGGAACUGCGGGGCCUCAGCUUCACAGACCGCGCCAUGGCCUUUGCCCGCCGCGAGAAGUACAAGAUCAUUGGCGCUACCUGGCUGGCCUCCAUGGUGGGCUCAUUUGCGCUCGUCGGCCGCAACCCCUACCUUUCCGGACAGCAGAAGCUUGUUCAGGCCCGUGUGUACGCCCAGGGUCUGACCCUCGCUGUGCUCUGUGCCUCGGCCGCGUUCGAGAUCUCGGAUCAGCGCCGUGGGAGGGGGAUUCUUGAUGCUGCGAAGCAGAAGAAGGGGAAGCUGGCCAAGGAGGAGCUCAUUGAAACGCAGCCCUCGCACUCGGGAAGUGCGCCGGCUGAGGGUGACCUGUGGAAGGAUAUGGUUGCUGCUGAAGAGCAGCGUCUGAAGAAAAGCCAUCAGUCGCUCUAUGCAAAGCAACAUGAGGAGGAGUCCCCUGAGUCCCAUGAGAAGAAGCAUCCCACUGGCCCGAAUUCAGAGGACGCCAAGAGCAAGGGCCAUCUGCCGCUAGAGGGCGACCUGAAGAACCAGAAGAUUCAGGCUGAGCGCGAAUCGAAGAAGAAGGAUGCUUGA